Messenger RNA from Xiphophorus hellerii (green swordtail), 3274 nucleotides. Its product is annotated as E3 ubiquitin-protein ligase RNF135-like. The transcript has 7 exons. Bases 221 to 1633 code for a protein of 470 amino acids. Lineage: Eukaryota; Metazoa; Chordata; Actinopteri; Cyprinodontiformes; Poeciliidae. Gene Ontology annotation, molecular function: zinc ion binding; protein binding. The record is from RefSeq and is a predicted model, not a curated record.
ACCAGGAAGUAGAGCUGUGAGUUUCACUUUCACUCUAAACUUCAACCAAAAGCACCGAUGUAGCCACCCUUUAACGCCGCUUUGAACCCGCGUUUCUGUGCCUGAGUUCAUAACUUUUUCUAAACAACCAGAAUAUAGUGGUAAAUAAAUCAACAGCGAAGCAGGGCGGUAAUAUCCCUGCAGUUAACUCUACUCAUGCUCAGCAGCAGGGGGGUCAAGGAUGGAAGAUGCAGACCAAACCCGGUGGGGGGAACUGCUAAGGUGUCCGGUGUGUCAGGACACCUUCAAGGAUCCCCGCCAGCUGCCCUGUGGACACAGCAUGUGUCUGGACUGUCUGACCAACCUGCUGGACCACUCCACGGACUCACCUUUCCGCUGCCCGGACUGCAGGGCGGACUUUGGACAGGUCGUCGAGUUGCAGAAGAGCUAUGCCUUGGCCAGCAUCGCAGAGGACUUCAGGUUGAUCAAGAAGAGGAGGGAGACGCUGGCUGAAUGCGUCUACUGCGACUGCUGUCCCGAGACGAAAACCGCUGCCUUCAAGUCCUGCCUGAAGUGCGAGGUGUCGCUGUGCAGAGAGCACGCCAAGGACCACCUGGAGCUGCGGGCGUUCACCGGACACCCACUGGUCGAUCCGCUCAGCGACCUGCUGGAGAGGAAGUGCCCGGAGCACCGGGACCAGGUGCUGCGGUACUACUGCAGCUCGUCCAGGCGCUACGUCUGUAACAUGUGCGCCCUGGAGAGCAAGCGGCUCGGCUCGGCCUCGGACGCCUCCGCCGUCCUGCGGCGACAGCUAACUGACUACAUGGACCAGCACUUUAUGACUCUCCAGCAGCAAAUGAAAGAGUCUAUAGAUGCUGUAAGCAGCCAAUAUGAGAAACGGAAAGGAAACCCUCUUGAUCGUCUCAACGGCGUCACGGUGGUCCUGCUCUCUCUGUGGUUCAUAGUUCUCUACUACGCCUACAGCUACUCUGUGGAGAACCAGACGCUGUCGGACGCGCUGGAGAGGCAGCAGAGCCGUGUGCAUCACAUUUAUUCCAGCAUCGCAGGACACAUGGCUGAUCAUCCUCUGAAGAGGCUUUCAGAAGACAAAGACGAAGGGACUGUCAUGUUGGACCUGGACACCGCCAGUCGUCUCCUUGGACUUUCUGCUGACCUCCGGACAGUGGAGAGAGUCAGAGCGGCGCUGCAUUAUCCCAACAGCGACGGCCGCUUCGACCAAGCCCCGCAGGUGCUCUCCGCCCCGUGCUUCUCCUCCGGCGCCCACGUCUGGGAGGUGGAGGCCGAGGGCUGCUGGGACAUCGCCGUCUCCUACCGGAGCGUCCCGCGAAGGAGCAGAGACGGCAGCAGCGCAUUCGGACACAACUCGGAAUCGUGGAGCCUGUCCCACAGCGGGCAGGGCGAGCUGUUCGCCUUCCACGACAGACACAGAACGGCUCUGUCCGGACCGUUGCGCAGCAGCAGAAUAGCGGUGGAGGUGAACUUUGAGGAAGGCAGAAUCGGCUUUAGCGCCGUGGGCUCCACCGAGACGCUGCUGUACGAGUUCAAGGCGGAGCUGACGCAGCCUGUGUGUUUGGGUUUGGGCCUCCAUCACGUCGACCCGCCCAGCAGAGCCUCCAUUGUGAAGGUUUCAUGAAAGCAAUAAGACACAAACUACAUGGAGCCUGGUGGCCUUGCGCUUCAUUACAGCUCAGGAACAAAUAUUAAAAUAAAGAGGUUUUUGAUUGUAUAAGUAGAUAUUUCUGGGUUUUGAUUUUUCACAAUAUGAAUGUUAAGUUUUACGACGGAGCUAAGAAAAUAAAAUUAAAACAAGAAUUUAUUUUUUAUAAUGGACCAAGGUUUUUUUUUUUUUUAAGCAUUUCAAAGUUGUUUUAAUAAAGUUACAAGGUUUUACUUUGAGAAUAAUCUAAUUCACUUUCUAAGGAAUUCUUUAAAUCACUGUUUGAUUGACUUUAUGUAUACAAUAGUGAUGAUGGAGUAUUAGGGCCAUACUAAGAAAAAAUCAAAUAAAAUUACGAGAAUAAAGUCAUAAUUUAACGUUAGUAAAGUUGAAAUAAUACGAGAAUGAAGUUGUAGCAUUACCAGAACAAAGUAACAUUACCAAUUUAUUCUCGUAAUAUGACUUUAUUCUCAUAUUGUUACUUUUUGUAUUAUUUUGACUUUAUUGUAAUUUUUAAUAGCCGUAACAGUCAUAAACAAAACACAGAACACUUGACACAAAAAGUUUUUCAAAUUAUAAUGAUUUAAAGAAUUCAUAAGAAAAUUAAUUAGAUUAGUCUGAAAGUAAAAUCUUGUAAUUUUAUCUAAACAACUUUGAAAAUCCUGGGUUCCGUUUCACAAAAAGAAAUUCUCGUCAUCUGAUAGUGUUAUCAGAUAACCAAACAAUUCUUGUGGGAUAUCAGAUAAAUUAUUCCUGAUUCCAGCCUGAAGCGUUGGGAUCAAGUCACAGGAAGGAAAACCAGGAUGGGGGUUUGAGAACUAAACACUUUUUUCCCUCCCAAAGGAAUUUAUCUGUUUCAGUUCAUCCAGGAAUGACCUCUGACCUUCUGAGAGGCAGUAAAUUGCAAAACUGUCCAAACAAGCCCUCUCGACCAUAAACCCACACAAUUAGAAGUGCUACACUGCUGAGGAAGUUGAAGUAUAAAACUUGUCUCCAUCUUGGAUGUGAAACUAUGCUUACUACCAACUCACUGCUUUCACAUGGUCCUAAUGGGUUCAAGAAGUUUACAUGUGCAGGGAAAACCUUCAAAACUAAGAAGGUUGAUUCAAAUUUAAAAUAUUAAUGGAAAAGGGUGGAGGAAGGAGAGACCGUAGUUACGUCUGGAGACGUCUGCUCCAUUGGCUUACAAUUGGGAUAAAGUUUGUACUGGCUUUUGUAUUUAUUUUUCUCAUCCAUCUUUUUUUUUUUUUCUUACAGUAAACCGUUUCAGGUUGAUUUUUAAGGAAGUUGUUUAUGAAAACUAUCUCCGGCGGUGAACCUGCAGCCUGAUUUGUUUUGUGCGGUGAAAGGCCAUCCGCCCACGGCAGGAAGAAAUCAUCUGCCCAGAACUCAAAUUUAAAACGUGCAUAACUCCAGAAAUGCAUAAGAGAAAUAUUCAUUCUAUGUUAUGUAUCCAUUAUGCUGUUUCAAACUGUCUGGUUUAUAUCUAUCUAAAGUUUUAAACAGCGUAAUAGUUUUGACGAGAACCGACAGGCUCCGUAAUUCGCUUCCGGAGAUUUAGAGGGAACCUUUCAUCCUGAAAAAAUGUAAUUUAAAACAAAUAAAGAAUCAAAUGGU